AUGGCAGGGACAGCUAUACUUUAUUUUGAAAACGAAGCGGUGGCAGCGGUUAAUGUGGAAAAAGAAACUGGACUUCACCAUCGAGCAGUUGAUCGGGAAACAGAGGUUAUAUGCUCGUUUGAAGGAAUGUUGGAUAAUGCUCCCAAAAAUAUACCCUUGUAUUGUCCCGACUCAGAAGGAAACCAGUAUCUAAAUCAAUUGCAGAAGGGCGACUUUCUAACGUGGAGCCGCAGUCAGGUUCAAGAACCCGGCCCUUAUCGGAGAACGUUUGAUAAGGAGCAAGUAACGUCUGUGGAAAGCGAUAGUACCGAAGACUCUGAUGACGAUUGUUGGGAUGUUUCUAACUACGAGCCAACGGAUAUGGAGUAUGAUUAUCUACAAUCCACUCUUUCUGACUCUUCAAUGGAAAUGAUGUGUGACAAUCAAGAGAACGAAAAUCCAUACAAGUUGCAAAGAACAAACAGAAAAGGUCAGCAACUUUCAAUUACUUUAUGGAUUAACUACCAUGUAAUAUGUACAAAAAAUGAUCCUAAAGACGUAUUAAUGAACUUUGUCUCAUUGGCUGUGAUGUUAGGUUUGGAUUAUUCCUUAUUUGCUUCCAAAUACGUUGCGUACUUUAUUGCCAAGCAUUUCCCAGAAUGUAAGAAUUUGUUCACUGAAGAAAACGUUUUGGAGCACAUCACUGCAUCUGCCACCAUGGUGAGAGAGCAGCUUCGUAAAUUCUUUGAUACCCAUAACCUAGACCUGUUGCCUAGGCGUGUGGGAACAGAGGAUCUCCUGGGUGCAAAUCUUCUUGCUUAUAUUGUUACCCGCUUUACAAAAUUGAAGAAAGUCAGAUUGCCUUGGGUAUCUAUAGAAACUGAGAGCUGGACUCCAAACAACCGGAACAGUUGUAUCAGUGUUACGCUCAGUUUGGUUACCGGAGAUAUGGAGAGAGCUGUCUUUCCGAUUUACUUCGAAGAAGUCAAAACAAUGAAGAAGAAGGCGUUAACAGAAACUUUACUGUCGCACAUCAGAAAGCUCUCUGUAUCAAAAUUCGUGACCUCCUGUUGCACUGAUGAUGAAUCUGCUUUAAUAAAAGCAACUGAUUUGUUUAAAGAAAACGAACAAUUUCCCUUUUUCAAUUCUCACAGCGAUUGUGCGGUACAAAUUCAACAUUUUGUAAAAGCGUUACUUGGUGAUAUUACUGAAAACUUGCAAAGAGAUACUGGAGAUUCAGGUUUGGGAAAUGGUGCAGAUGAUCUUGACUGUUUUCCUCAUUUCUGCUCAGUGCAUAUUGUCCGAAGUCUGAUAAAACUGUCCAUAAAGUUGAAAAACUCUUUCAAUUUGGAGGACGAUUUCACAGACUAUAUGGAGACAAUACCACCGUUGUAUUGCGAAACCAGAUGGGAUUCGAUCUUUUAUCUAUUGGAACAUUUUUUGGAGAAUGUGGAAGGAUAUGAAAAGUUCAAAGUUAGCAUGAGCCGUGAUCAUAAAUUCCUUUUCGACUUUUGCGAAACGGAUGUUUUAACCACUAAGAUUUUACAUGAAGCUAUGAAACCCUUCGCAUCUUUGACAAAGCUAUUAUCCUUGAACAAGCCUGCUAGUAUUUGUUAUUUCCCGUUACUACUAUAUUGUGAGGAAAUGUCAUCGGAAUGUGCUAGUAGAUUAAGCAAACUCUUAGGAAGACCAGUAGAACUUCAAAAGUUCAAAGCGAAGUAUGAAAAGUACUACGCAAAAGCCUGUGCUUCUAACUACAUUCAUAUGUUGACUGCAUUAUUUCAUCAUGAUGGUGUGAAAGUUUUUAAAAUUUUCAGAACGCUAUCUGUUGAUCCAUACUCUGCACUGGCCGACGUUGCAUUCAAAAUAAUGAAUUAUGAAAUAAUUGAAAAUGGAGCUGAGAACAGUAAGGCAGAAGGUGAUGUUUCCAGCGAUGAACGUCAUGAUUUUAUGGAGAUGAAAGAGGUCGAAGGGGUUUUCGCUGAGUCUAAUUUCGUCAAGGAGUUUAAAGGAACUACGAGGGAACACUUGCUCAAAGAAAUUAAAGAAUUUAGGCAAUUCUGGAUGUCGGUAUUCGAUAGAACGGUAACGCGUCUGGAGCAUGAGUUGGACGUGGAUAUUCGUAUUCUAGAUUAUUGUGAUUUUGAGUUACCACCAGGAAGUGCCAGCGAAUUCCACACUGUUGAUGUAUUUUGUUUGAGAACACUGCUUUCCUGGGAUAUCAUAUCGCAGUACCUAGAUGCUACCAGAUACGAUGGAAACAAUUCGAGGGUAAGGGUUUGGCACCACACUAUUCUGCCAAAUGUUCUGGAUUACCUUCUCAGCAUCAAUGUCACCUCUGUUAACAGUGAAGAGAGCUUCAGCAAAUUUAAAAAGAUGUUCAACAAGAGAAGGGAGUCUCUGGGCGAUGAAAGUGCUAUUAAUGAACUACUUCUGAGAAGUACCAUCACCUCAUUGAAUCUCGACUUGUCUGUUGAAGAAAUCAAAGAGAUAGGGCUAAAGGAGCUUUUGGACUGUAAUUGGUAA
Molecule: messenger RNA, 2505 nt
Organism: Huiozyma naganishii CBS 8797
Lineage: Eukaryota; Fungi; Ascomycota; Saccharomycetes; Saccharomycetales; Saccharomycetaceae
Exons: 1
Coding region: 1-2505 (834 amino acids)
Molecular function (GO): protein dimerization activity
Source: RefSeq, a predicted model, not a curated record